GUCAGUUUACAUAUGUCACUGUCAUAGUAAUGGUAAAUAUUUUGAUGGCAAACGAGCUCGCACAUAAACCUUAAAUAAUUAGAAUUUUUCCAAAAUAUGGACAGAAGAUUGUCAUAACACAAUGUCUAGUACACAACCAAACGCUGACGCCAAGUGUCAGGAAAUAAACAAACCAAUAAGUUACCACGAAAUUGCGGCAAAACUUAUAAAUGAUAGACUUCUUCUAACCGCCUUGGAGCUACAUACAGAAUUGGUGGAAUCAGGAAAAGAAUUGAAAGUGUUACGUGACUACUUUUCCAAUCCGGGCAACUUUGAAGUACAAACAUCGGAAGCACCCUCACUAAUUUCACGAUCGGGAAGUCAGCUCACUUUAGAUAGUCUAGAUCUCACACGGUUUUCGGAGGACGGCGAGCGGAGUGUCGAUGAAAGGGUCGCCGUUUUGGAAUUUGAAUUAAGGAAGGCUCGUGAAACAAUAAGUGCUUUGAGGAAUAAUUUGACCGUUGCGAUUGAAUCGGAAACAAGUACGCCAGAUAAAAAAACAAGCAGAGUGCAGAGCAGCGACGCUAUCAAACCCCAUGAACAAAGGGCGUUGAAUUUUUUAAUUAACGAGUAUCUGUUGACGCACGGUUACAAAUUAACGUCGAUAACCUUUGCUGAUGAAAAUGAAAGUCAGGAUUUCGAAGAUUGGGACGACGUCGGAUUAAACAUCUCGAAACCGGCCGAGUUACUAUUGCUGUAUAGGGAAGGUCUAAAACAAACAGGUCAACAUUGUGUUCAGUCGUACACGCAAACAGAUUUGCCUCUUAGGGAUGAGAAUGCGGAGGUAAAAAUAGGAAAGUUGAAUAACGAAAUAGAAAAACUGAGCUCAAAAAUAUUAGAACUAAACACAAAAGUAAUUGAUUUACAAAAUGAGAAUGUACGACUAUGUCAUAAGAAUGAGGAUUUAGCAAGUAGAAAAGUAGAAUUAUUAAUAGACUCUCAUAGUAAAAAUUCCAGUAGCGAUGGUAAUUCUCCUGAACACUUUGAAAUCAUAGAUAGAGGCACAUUACCUGUAAAAAAACAAGAUCUAUACGACAAUGUGUCGAAUAAUAGCUUAAAUGAGAGCGAGUGGACCAACCUUCCUACAAACAUACAUGAAGAGAUAUGCGAAGACAACAAAUCGAAAACCGUCACCCCUCAUUGCUAUAAGAAUUUUCAUCUACUCUGCAGACACCUACCUAGUGGAUUCAAACGAGAGUUACUAUCCCAUUCGUUAAUAAGUGGCAUAGAAAAUCAGGCGUUCGAAAACAUAUCCAACGAAAGUCUCAUUCACGUGAUCUCGCAAGCUCUCCUAAAAAUCAUUCCGAAUAUUAUACUGAACAAGCGCGAAGAAGUCAUUCCGCUACUCGUCUGUCUGGUGUACUUAAAUCCGAACGCUGCUGAACGAGACAAACUGCUGCAGCAGCUUUUCAAUUUGAAAAAGAAACCGUCUCGAGAAGAACGCGAGGUUAUCUUAGCGGGUAUUGUUAGCAUCGCGCGGUGUUCUGGCGAAAAUUUGGUGGAAAAUGAAAUUCUUCCUCAGUGUUGGGAACAACUAACACAUAAGUAUGUGGAGAGACGGCUGUUGGUUGUCGAGUCGUGUAUGGUUCUUAUUCCUUAUGUGUCUAGUCCCAUUCGAAACUCUCUAAUGCUCUCGAUGUUGCAACAAAUGCUUGAAGACCGAGACGAAAUCGUCCGCGAGAUGGUCGUACGCGCUUUGGCGAUGGUCGUCGGGUUCUGCGACGACGGCGACAAGUACUGGCAGUGCGAGGAGCUGGCGAUCCGGACUCUGGAAGAUUCCAGCGACGUGGUCGUCAACGUCAGUGUCCAGGUGCUAUUUCCCGUUUUGGCGCAGUGGGCUUUAGCUUUAGAUCGAUUGCAAACAGACUUGAUAAAGCAGCUUUUGUAUAAAUUGAAUAAGUACUUAAAGGACGAGACGUCUGAAUGUUACGCCGUGCAUCUUGUAAAUGCGAUCGAUAAUUUAUUACCGUUUGUUUUGGUUCAUGUGUGCAGUUACCAUAAGAUUUUGGAUAAUAUAGAAAAGGACAUGGCAAUCGAAAUAAAGCCUGAUGUCCUAAAAUUGUGUACGAACUUAACGAACCCGGCGAACUUUUACGAAGGCGACUUUAACGCCGGCAUGAUCUUUUACGAAUUCGAUAACUACAUCGAACUGAACACGACCGCCUUUUGGCCACAGUUGGACUGGCUCCUAGACAUUGUGUUACCGGACCUUUUGAACAAUCUCAACCACAUAGACCUCUCGCAGCACUCGCUCAUUCAGAGCGUCAUCAGCUUACAGCAACAUACCUGCGUACUUUUCGGAAAGAACUUCGCUCGCACACGAAUUUAUCCGUUGUAUAAUACUCACGUUCAAAAUUUGGAGCAGAUUAUCUCCAGCUUUAACCAGUAUUCGCCCAAUUUAAGUAUAAUACCCGUUUAUUUGAUCUCAGUGUUGAGCUUUUGCGAUCGUGAGGAGUUAACUAGCUCGUUUAAGCGCUUCAUCUGUGCAUUACCUCUGUGUGGAACGCCUUUAGAUUGUUUGGAGAUCACAGUUAAAGGUUUAUGUGAUGUCGGUAUGCAGGAGGUGGUGGUGAUAUGCUUGUGGGAUGGUGUAGUACAUCAGCGACCGCUCGUAAGAGCGGCGGUUGCAGCUCUCUUUGGGACCAUUAUCAAACAUUGCCAUGAGGGUUUGCUUGCUUCAAAGAUUACGCCGGCUUUAGUUACGUUAGCUAAUGACAGUGAUGUCCUAGUCAGAACGGCUACCGUGCCUGGUUUGGGAAACCUUAUAACCGAAUCGACGGUCGCGGAGGUACACGAUAAAGCGUAUAUGCAGCUACAGACGUGCUUAUCGGAUCCGACUUGUAAGGAGAAUCACAGUUUGUUAAGGCAGCUUGUUGUCACCUUGGGUAACAUUGCUAAUAACUGCAAGGUGUCUUUUAGGGAUGAAGUGAUCUUACCUCAGCUGUCAUCGUUGUCGACUUACACGUGCGUCAUGUCAAAUCAAACACGCAAAGUGGAUAUGGUUUUGGCACUGUUAGAAGCCUUCUCUAAUGUUUUGUACAGCCCAUUGAGUAAGCAAACGAUUAUUGCUGUACUUUUGCCUGGCUUAAGAUCACUGGAGGCGAUAGUAGUUGAAAAUCCGUCGUUAUUGCCGCACAAAGAGUCCAUAACUUCUAUGAUACGGGAAACCGAAAAUCGAAUAAACGCGGCGGGCGUACAAGUGCCGUCGGACCGGGGCGCGUCCAACACUCUCGGACAGAACGUAAAUCAAGGAGUAGAAGAAAUGAAGCAGAGAGUGAGUAAAAUAUUUAAUAAGCCGUCGAGCAAUCCUUUACCGAAUCUGCAAGGUAUCUUUAAGAAAAAGUAAAUUCUUUGCCUAUCUUUAGAAUUAUGUAGUCAAGUUUGUGAUUCAAAGGUAGUGCCUUUCAUAUUUUCGUAUCUUAAGAACUUAUUGAUUAGGUUGUGAAAUGUAAUUUUAUAUGUGUCUGUUGUACUUAUGUAUUGUUUAUUGAUUUUUCUAGUGCAUGUUAUCCAAUGUUAACAAUGGGAGAGGUAAUUUUUAUAUUCUAUUUGCUUGUUAAAUACAUGUUAAUGAUUUUUU
This is a messenger RNA of Photinus pyralis (common eastern firefly), 3619 nucleotides long. RefSeq names its product RAB11-binding protein RELCH-like. Lineage: Eukaryota; Metazoa; Arthropoda; Insecta; Coleoptera; Lampyridae. Gene Ontology annotation, molecular function: protein binding. Gene Ontology annotation, cellular component: recycling endosome; trans-Golgi network. The record is from RefSeq and is a predicted model, not a curated record. The transcript is spliced from 14 exons. The coding region runs from base 122 to 3385 and encodes 1087 amino acids. Gene Ontology annotation, biological process: intracellular cholesterol transport.